Adineta ricciae is the source of this 2502-nucleotide messenger RNA. The record is from the annotation of a GenBank genome assembly. Lineage: Eukaryota; Metazoa; Rotifera; Eurotatoria; Adinetida; Adinetidae.
AUGUUAUUAAUUUCUUUAGCAAGAAGAGCUUUUCAAAAUCGAACUCAAAUUCGUUUUUCAUCAUCGUCGAUUGAUAUUGCGGAUUUCAUUCGCGGAAUGUCACAAACGAAGAAACUCAAAAGUGAUUCCACAUCUUCCGUGAUGAACAAACCUCGACACGUUCGAAUGAAAGAACGCGGUCGAGAUCCAGGUUUAACAUCUCGAAUAAAUCUUCAAGUGAUUUCCAACGGUUACGCUGGCACCAGCAAAUCAUUAGUGCUGAACAGUGAUCAAACCAAUUAUGUGUUCAAUUGCGGAGAAGGCACACAGCGGACAUUACAAGAAAAGAAUACGAUUUGGGAAAUUAAAUUUUCCAAAACAAAACAUUUGUUUAUGACGCAAAAAUCAUGGGAUACAAUGGGUGGAAUAUUAGGUUUAUGCAUUAGUUUGAAAGAAGCAUAUCUGAAUGAGAUUACAUUUCAUGCACCAUGUGAUGUCAUUGACCUUUUGAAACAUUGGAAAGGUUUAGAAGCAUUUUCAAACAUCAAACUUGAACAACAUGAUUAUGACAAAGGUGAAUUUCAAGACGACUGUUUCAAGAUCAAAGCAAUUCCACUACGAGCAAAUAACUUAAUUUUGAGUCCUAAUUCGAAAAGACAAUGUGUAUCACCAACGAAUGAUUUAUCUCAAAUGAAGAAAUAUCCCAAUGAUCUUGUCUAUGCUUAUCUAUGCGAAACACAUCCAUUUCCUGGUAGUUUAUCAGCUGAAUUAUGUGCUUUUCAUCGUGUACCACCGAAUGAACUUCGAUCUCGGUUGAAGAAUGGUGAAGAUGUAACAUUACCCGAUGGACGACUUAUUCGUUCAAAAGACGUGACUCUGCCCGGUGAACCACCUGUGAGAGUUUUAAUAUUGGAUUGUCCAUCGUUAGCUUAUCUUGAUUCAAUUAAAAGCAACGAACUAAACUCCCAUUCGUAUCAUACAAUUGUUCAUCUUGCACCGAGUGCAAUCCUGAAUAAUGAUACAUAUCGUUCGUGGAUGAAAAGUAUGAAUACAACGCAUCAUCUCCUAUUGGACGAAACACAAGUAAAUGUGCACAUGGAAGCCAUUUAUCGUUACCAAACUCAAUUGAACUAUAUUGAUGACGGAAUCUUUCCUCUACUUAGCUAUCACAACAUCUUGAAAGAUCUGAAAAUUCCAGAACCAGUAGAUAAUAUUACCUAUGGAUUAACUAGCAGCCGUAUACCUAUUCGUCCAAUGCUUGCGCCAGAUAAUUCAAAGGUGGUCGCAAUACAACCACAAAGUUACAUUGAUCUUCUUCUUGCCAAUGAAGAAUUCAAACAAACGUUCACAGCUACUAAACAACAAUUGCAAGCCAUGCAUGAAAUUGCAAAAACAGGACAUUCAUAUCCGGAAAUCAUUUUUCUCGGUACUGGUUCUGCUUGUCCAAGUAAACCACGAAAUACCAGUGGUAUUUUGAUUAAUGUCAAUGAUACAACUAUUUUUCUUCUCGAAUGUGCAGAAGGCACGACUGGUCAGAUUCGUCACUUCUAUGGUGAUCAAUCCGAUGACGUUCUCUUUCGUAUUCGUUUUGUAUACAUUUCACACAUGCACGCCGAUCAUCUCGGUGGUUUGUUCGGUUUGAUUCGUCAACGUCGACGUGCUUUUGAAAAAUUUGGUCAUCAAUACGAAAAACUCAUCUUACUCUGCCCGAACAAAUAUGUUGAUGUCGGACGGAAACAGUGGGGCUUCUUUUCGAGUGAAUCUUCGUUUGACGAUGAUGUACACAUCGUUUUCAAUCGAUCGUUAACCAACGGUUUACCUUCCAUGACUAAUGUUGGUGGCGAAAAUACCGAUGAAGAAAAGUUUCUUUUCGAAACAUUCAAAUCCGUUGGAGUACAUGGUGUACAAACAGUUUUAGUCGAGCACAUCUAUGAUGCACAUGCCCUAGUAUUAAGACACAUUGAUGGAUGGUCAUUGGCUUUUAGCGGUGAUUGCAAACAAUCAAGUGAUUUCAUUCAAGCUGGUCAAAAUGUUGAUCUGUUGAUUCAUGAAUCGACGUAUGAAACUGGCUUGGAGGUUUAUGCAUCCCAAAUGCGUCAUUGCACAAUGGCCCAAGCCAUUGACGUAGGUCGUCGAAUGAAUGCAAAAUACACAGUAUUAUGGCAUUUUUCUCAACGCUACGCGAAAAUUCCAUUCCUUUCGGAAAGAGCCGAUGAGGACGAGACUGAACAAAAAGAGAAAAAACAAGCAACACGGCCAGAGAAUGUUUGCAUCUCUUUUGACUUCAUGCGUAUUCAUUUAUCAGAUUUGCCACGAGCGUGUGAACUCGUUCCGAUAUUUGAAAGUAUGUUCUAUGAAGAAUGGUUAACACUGAAAAAACGACAAACAAGACGAGAACAAGAGCCGGAUUACUUCGCUAAAAAUACUCGAAUGAUCGAAUCAAAGCGAAAACACAUGAGUGGUAAAUCAUCAUCAUCGCCGGAGAGUAAAGUCAACCGCAAAAGCUCGUCGUCACAUCAAUGA